Molecule: messenger RNA, 1207 nt
Organism: Cynara cardunculus var. scolymus (artichoke)
Lineage: Eukaryota; Viridiplantae; Streptophyta; Magnoliopsida; Asterales; Asteraceae
Exons: 2
Coding region: 85-1077 (330 amino acids)
Source: RefSeq, a predicted model, not a curated record
CUUUUGUAUAAAUUAAAUCAAAUAUUUUUAGGCCAUCACCGCCUUCAUCGUCACAAACCCUAAACCCUUUCUAAUCAAACAUCCAUGGAGGACAGCUUUAAAGUUCGAGUUGAUAGGGCUUUCGGAUCUCUGGAAUCGACAUCAUCGUCUCUGAGCUCUCUCUGGUGCCUCACCGACCAAGAGAUUGAAAGAAACGAAUGGAUUAAAGAUAAAGUCACCCCUUACAAACACAAAGAUGAAGUGAAAAAUCCCAAACCUUAUUCUUCUUUUCUCCAACCCUCCACUUCCCACCAAGACCUGGAAUCUGACAUUCAAGAGCUUGAUGACGACCAGCAGCCUCUGUCGUCCCACAGCAAUGAGGAGUGGAACAUUCGAUCUUCUCUAGGCAUGGACUGCACUCUCGACAACGAGUUAUUGGAUGUGAUGCAGGAAGAGGAAGAUGGUUUUGACAAGGUGGCUUUAGGCAAAGAAGAACGUUUUUACAUGAGAGACGUUAAUGAUUAUGAAGUUGAAAUAGAUUCUAACAACGAGCUUCCAAACGCAUUUACUGAUGUGAUGAGGGAUCCCCGUGCAAAUCGCAUGGCAGCAAAACUCCGGCUUAAAGAAGAUGAUGAAUCAGCUAAAAAGAGCAUCCAGAGGGAGGAUGAAAUUACUAGGCAGGACGUAGUGAUGGAUCAAGUAUUGCCUAGUGUUCCAGAUUAUGAACGCAAUCCUUGGAAAUACACACAUUAUACCUUUGAUUCGAUGGAUGAUGUGGAUGAAGAAUCUAAUAAGAAAGCUUAUAUGGAGUUGUUCAAUUCGCUCAAGGGGUGGAGUGGCACUGGCAGGGAUGAUGUUUCUCCAACAUCAAUUAUUUUUACUCCAAGAAAGAAGUCAAGCGAUGAUGGUUCAAUGAACAAAAAUAAGGUUGAUAUGCAGCAGCAGCAGAAGAAGAAGAAGGAAGUGGUUCGGGUUACUAGUAUUGAUGAGGAUGAGGUUUGUGUGAUGGAGGAAGAUGAGCCAAGCAAUAAAAGUAAAGGUGGGCGCAGAUAUCGAACCAAGGGGGCAGUGGUUGGUGAUGAUACAUGUGUAUCUUGAACAAGUGUUGUUUCAUGAUAUUAGCUGCAACUCUUGUCAUGUUAAAAAUCAUUCAUCUUGAUCCAGGUGCAGUUGCUUGUAUUCAUCGAAUUGUUGUUGUGUUUUUUAUAGAUGAUAACAGUUGCCAAUC